This is a messenger RNA of Athene cunicularia (burrowing owl), 8162 nucleotides long. Its product is annotated as deleted in malignant brain tumors 1 protein-like. Gene Ontology annotation, cellular component: membrane. Lineage: Eukaryota; Metazoa; Chordata; Aves; Strigiformes; Strigidae. The record is from RefSeq and is a predicted model, not a curated record. The transcript is spliced from 28 exons. The coding region runs from base 1 to 7749 and encodes 2582 amino acids.
AUGGGGGUGCCAGCUGAUCUCCAUCUUUCAUCCAGUCACCCCAGGGGCAGAAACCAACCCACCUGUGGUAGGACCAAGAGCAGUGUGACUGUCCUCUUGAUGGCGUGUCUUUGGGGCGCGGCCGCUGAGAGCCCGGGGGGGUUCCUUCGCCUGGUGGGCAGCCCCAGCCGCUGUGCUGGGCGGGUGGAGGUGCUCCACAACGGGACGUGGGGGACAGUGUGCGACGACGGCUGGGGUUCCCCCGAGGGCCAGGUCGUGUGCCGACAGCUGGGCUGCGGGACAGUGCUGUCAGUGGCACCAGGAGUGCGGUACGGAGAAGGAACGGGACAGAUCUGGUUGGAUGAGGUCAACUGCACCGGGGAGGAAAGGAACCUCUCUGAAUGCCGAGCCAGGCCGUGGGGGGAACACAACUGUUACCACGUGGAGGACGCCAGUGUUGAGUGCUCAGACUCCAGCAUCACCGCCCUGGGCACCCUCCAGCUGCUCAACGGCCCCAACCGCUGCGCCGGGCGGGUGGAGGUGCUCCACAACCACAUGUGGGGGACGGUCUGCGACGAUGGCUGGGACCUGCUGGAUGCGGCAGUGGUGUGCCGGCAGCUGGGCUGCGGCACAGCGCUGUCAGCCACCAGCGGGGCUCACUUCGGGAGGGGUCACGAUCCCAUCUGGUUGGACGAGGUAAACUGCGCUGGCACCGAGGACACCCUCUUCGACUGCCGGGCCAGCGCAUGGGGGGACAACAACUGCUUCCACGGGGAGGAUGCUGGAGUGAUAUGUUCAGCUUCAGGGGUGUCCACGGCCACUGAGCUCCGUCUGGCCAACGGUUCGACGCCCUGCGAAGGCAGGGUGGAGGUCCUCCACAACGGCACCUGGGCAGCCCUUUGUGACGAGGGCUGGGGCCUGGCUGAGGCUCGUGUGGUGUGCAGGCAGCUGAGCUGCGGGCGAGCACUGUUGGUGCCUGACAGGUCACAUUUUGGGCAAGGACCUGGGCAAACGUGGCCCAAGAGCGUGAGCUGUGUGGGCACGGAGACCACCCUCUCUGCAUGCAAGACGAAGCCCCAGGGCAACGGCACUUGUCACCAUGGGAGAGAAGUUGGUGUGGUGUGUAACUCGGAGGGCGACCAGGUCCGGCUGGUAAACUACGGCAGCCGCUGUGCUGGCAGGGUCGAGAUCUUCCAUAACAAGAAGUGGGGGACUGUGUGCGAUGACAGCUGGGACCUGCUGGAUGCCGAGGUUGUCUGCCGGCAGCUGGACUGUGGGCACGCACUGUCGGCCCCUGGGGGGGCUCAGUUUGGGCGUGGCGACGGCAUCAUCUGGAUGGAUGAGACGAACUGCACAGGGACAGAGAACACGCUGUCUGACUGCUUGGGCCGGCCGUGGGGCAUCAAUAAUUGCUACCACGGGGAAGAUGCUGGAGUGGUUUGCUCAGACUCGAUCAUCCCUGAGCCGGCUCAUCUCCGACUGGCAAAUGGUUCGCACCGCUGCACUGGCAGAGUCGAGGUGCUUCACCAGGAGGAGUGGGGAGCCGUCUGUGACCAUGGCUGGGAUAAUCAGGAUGCCGAGGUCGUGUGCCGGCAGCUGGGCUGUGGGAGGGUGCUGCCAGCAAUGGAGGGGCUGGACUUUGGUUCCGGGCCCCCACGCAUCUGGCUGGACAAUGUGAAUUGCCAGGGGAUGGAGCCAGCCCUUAUAAAAUGCCAGGCGAGCCCAUGGGGAGAGAGCAGCUGUGGCCACGGGAAGCACGCCAGUGUGGUAUGCUCAGGCUCGGCUGUUUCCAGUUUCGCCCCAGUCCGGCUGGUGGACGGCCCAGGUCGCUGCGCUGGGAGGGUCGAGGUGUUUCACAAUGAUAAAUGGGGGACAGUGUGUGACGACAACUGGGACUUUACGGAUGCCAAAGUGGUGUGCCAGCAGCUGGACUGCGGGAUGGUGGUAUCAGCUCCGCGACGGGCUCGCUUCGGGGAGGGACAGGGACCCAUUUGGCUCAACGACGUGCACUGCUUGGGGACCGAGGCAGCCCUCUCCGAAUGCAGAACCAAGGGCUGGGGUGUCCAUGGAUGCGAGCAUGGAGAAGAUGCCGGUGUGGUGUGCUCAGGAUCGGGCAUUUCUGACCUCAGAAAGCUCCGUCUGGUGAACGGCUCAGACUCAUGCUCCGGGAGAGUUGAAGUGUUUCAUGACCAGCGCUGGGGGGGCAUCUGCACCGAUGGCUGGGACCUGGCCGAAGCCCACGUGGUGUGUCGGCAGCUGGGCUGCGGGGCGGCGCACUCUGCUGCGGGGUCUGCCCGGUUUGGGACAGGAGAUGGCCUGAUCUGGGUGGAUGCCGUGGAGUGCACAGGAACAGAGAGGGCCCUCUUCGAAUGCAAGGUCAAGUUCUGGGGCGCUGAGAGCUGCAAGUCAAGGGCACAUGCAGGAGUAACGUGCUCUGCGGCUGCAGACUUGGACCUAGGGAGCUCGGAAGCCCUGCGGCUGGUGAACGGCCCGCACCGCUGUGCUGGGAGGGUGGAGGUCUUCCACAGCCACCAGUGGGGGACCGUCUGCGACGAUGGCUGGGACCUGAACGAUGCAGCUGUGGUGUGCCGGCAGCUGGGCUGCGGAACAGCCAUGUCAGCCCUAGGCCUGUCUGGUUUUGGGGAAGGAUCUGGCCCCAUCUGGCUAGAUGGGGUGAGUUGCCUUGGAACAGAAGCCACCCUCACUGAAUGCUCGUUCAAGCCUUGGGGACACCAUGCGUGCAACCACGUGGAAGAUGCCAGCGUUGUAUGCUCAGGCUCAGGGAUUGCCAGCAUCCCCAAGCUUCGCCUGGUGGGUGGUUUGGGCAAGUGCGCUGGGAGAGUUGAGGUGUUUCAUAACAACAACUGGGGGACGGUCUGCGACGACAGCUGGGAUCUGAGUGAUGCCGCGGUGGUGUGCCGGCAGCUGGGCUGUGGGGUGGCCCUCUCAGCCCCCAGCUCGGCUCAGUUUGGGUGGGGAACUGGCCCCAUCUGGCUAGAUGAUGUCAGCUGCACAGGGAAGGAAACUGACUUCUUCGAGUGCCCAGCUAAGAUGUGGGGCAGCCACAACUGUCACCAUGGGGAGGACGCUGGUGUGGUGUGCUCAGAAGCAAGCAACUCCAGCUCCGUCGACCUGCAGCUGGUGGACGGACCACACCGCUGCGCCGGGAGAGUGGAGGUGUUCCACGCUGGGCAGUGGGGGACGGUCUGCGACGACGGCUGGGACCUGAAAGACGCAGCGGUGGUGUGCAGGCAGCUGGGCUGCGGCGGAGCUGAGGGAGCCCCCCCCCAGGCUCGCUUUGGGCAGGGCACAGGGCGCAUCUGGCUGGAUGAUGUGGCCUGUGCUGGGAGUGAGGAUGCCCUGGCCCAGUGCCGAGCCCGUCCCUGGGGGCAGAACAACUGCAACCACAGAGAAGACGCCAGCGUGGUGUGCUUAGGCACCGGCACAACCAACAUGUCGACGGUCCGGCUCGUGGGCGGCCCACAUCACUGCGCUGGGAGGGUGGAGGUCUUCCACAACGAGCAAUGGGGGACAGUCUGUGACCACGGCUGGGACCUGAGCAAUGCGAUAGUGGUCUGUCGGCAGCUGGGCUGCGGGGCAGCCGUCUCAGCCCCUACAAGAGCUUUCUUCGGGAGAGGGCAGGAUCCCAUCUGGCUGAACAGUGUCACCUGCGUCGGGACAGAGCAUGCCCUCGUGGAGUGUCAAGCCAGGCCCUGGGGAAACAGUGGCUGCACUCAUGAAGAGGAUGCCGGCGUGGUCUGUGCAGACCUGACCAGGGCAACGGUGGCUGAGGUCCGCCUGGUACAGGGACCAAACCGCUGUGGUGGGAGGGUGGAGGUGCUCCACGCUGGACAGUGGGGGACGGUCUGCGACGACAACUGGAGCCUGAACAACGCGGCGGUGGUGUGCAGGCAGCUGGGCUGCGGGGCAGCCGUGGCAGCCCCUGGCAGGGCUCACUUCGGGCAGGGGACGAACCGCAUCUGGAUGGAUGAUGUGAACUGCACCGGGAGUGAGGAAAACAUCGCCCAGUGCCAAGCCCCUCCCUGGGGACAGAAUAACUGCCACCAUGGAGAAGAUGCCAGCGUGGUGUGCUUAGAUGGCAACGUCACAGAGGAGGUGCAGGUCCGCUUGGCCAACGGCCCGAACCGCUGUGCCGGGAGAGUGGAGGUGCUUCACCAACAGCAGUGGGGGACUGUCUGCGAUGACAGCUGGGAUCUGAAGGAUGCCAAGGUGGUCUGCCAGCAGCUGGGCUGUGGGACAGCCGUGUCGGUCCCACACCAAGCUCAUUUUGGGCCAGGGUCGGACCCCAUCUGGCUGGAUGACGUGGAGUGCACUGGCACGGAGACCACCUUCUCCCAGUGUGGCCUUAGGAGCUGGGGACUCCAUAACUGCAACCACGAGGAAGAUGCAGGAGUUGUGUGCUCAGGCACAAACCCCUUGCAGCUGCGGGUGAAAGAUGGUCCCAGUUCCUGUGCGGGGCGGGUGGAGGUGCUCUACAACGGGACCUGGCACGGAGUGUGCGGCAGCGGCUGGAGCCUGCUGGAAGCUGGGGUGGUCUGCAGGCAGCUGGGCUGUGGGCCAGCCCAGUCGGCGCCUGCUGGAAACCAGUUCAGCCGUGGGGACAGCCAUGCUUUGCUGGAGGGGCUGAGCUGCCAGGGCACCGAGACGCUGCUCCUGGAGUGCCAGCAGAGAGGGAUGAGUCCGGGGCCGUGCAGGCAGGGCUCAGCGGCCGGCGUGGUCUGUGCAGAACCAAAAGGUGCUUCAUCAUCCUGCGCGGGGCUGAUAGCGCUGCUGGCACUGGUGAUGCUGCUGAGUGGAGCCCUGCUGUGGCUCAACCUGAAGAGGAGGUGCCUGGCAGCAGCUCACGCUGGAGAUCUCACAGCCCCCUGGCAUCAGAGAGCUUCAGCGACGUCCUUCCAGCCCGCCAUCUACCUCCCCACCAAGGCAGAAGCCCCUCAGGACGCCGAGACGAUGCAGCUCAUGAAGGAAGAUGCUCACUACAGGGACCGUACGAAAAGGGGGACAGGUCGGACCCAGGAUCUCCGGGAGUCCAAGGGACAACACAAGGGCAACGGCGCGGGUUUUGCAGACGAAGGGGCGCUCACCAGUGUGCACCCGCUCGUGGGAGGAGAGGGCGUUGGACUGCUUGAAGCCCUUGCCGCAGAGCGGGCAGACGAAGGGGCGGUCGCCUGUGUGCACCCGCUCGUGCACCUUGAGGCUGUGCCCGUAGGUGAACUUCUUCCCGCAGACACCGCAGACGUGGGGCUUGUCGUCGCAGUGCUGGCGCUGGUGGAGCAGCAGGGCAUUGGAGGUGGGGAAAUCCUUCCCGCAGUCGGCGCACUUGAAGGGCUUCUCGGCGCAGUGGGUGAGCGCGUGGCGCUGCAGCUCGUAGGGGGUCUUGAAGCUCUUGGCGCAGCGGGGGCAGCGGAAGGGCCGCUCACCACUGUGGAUGCGCCGGUGCUCCUGGAGGUUGGAGGAGCGCUUGAAGCGCUUGCCGCAGAGCUCGCAGCGGAAGGGCCGCUCCUCCGUGUGAACCAGCCGGUGGCUUUUGAAGUCCGAGUGGCGCUUGAAGGAGGCCUGGCAGAGGUCGCAGCGGAAGGGACGCUCCUCGUUGUGUACCACCUCGUGGCUGAAGAGCUCCCAGGCCCGCUUGAAGGCCUUCUCGCAGACGCCGCACUGGAAGGGCUUCUCGUCGACGAUCACCUCACGGAUCUCCAGCUCGCCGACGCUGCUCGCCCCCCGCUUCGAGUGGGCCGGCAGCCCCACCGCCGCCACCUCCUCCAGCUCGCCCACCGCACUCCCCAGCACCAGCUUGGCAGUGGAGUAGAUGCCACGCUCGUCGAUCAGCUGCACGAAGUCCGGCUUGGGACGGACAUCACCAGGAAGGGGCAGCUCGGGGGAACACGGCCGAGACCCUCUCUCCUCCUCCUCUUCCUCGCUGCUCCGUGGCACCUCCUCCAGCCCAUUCUCCAUCACCCUCUGUCUGAAGUCGCCUGCCCAUCUCUUUCGGAAAGCGGGGAGAGCCUCUGGGAAAAGGGGCACUCGCAGGCCGGAGGACCUGGCUGCCCCUCCAUGGCAGCCCCUGCAAAAAUGAGAAAGAGCGGCUUUAUUCUGCGUUACUCUGCCAAGCGGAUCCCCGAAGAGGCCGACGUCUGCUCUCCCGAAGUCCAGGGCAGCGAGCUGGCUGUGAUCCCUCCUUGCUGCCCUCAGGAUCUUGAACUCCCCCAUUUCAUGGUCCCUGCAGCCAAGGCUGACCUUAAGCUUCACCCCCAACCCAGCCCCUCCGUGUUGGUCCUGCCUCCUCCCUGUCCUCCUCUCCUGUGGAGACGACGAGUGCACAGUAUCUUUGCCACCAACAUGAGGCUUGUCCUCCUGGCAUGUCUCUGGGCUUCCCUUGCAGGAGUCCUGCUGGCAGAAGAUGUAAACACAGCCAAAGUGGAGAUCCGCCUGGUGGGUGGCCCCAGCCGCUGCUCUGGGAGAGUCGAGGUGCUUCACGAGGACGUCUGGGGGACUGUCUGUGAUGACCACUGGGAUCUACGGGAGGCAAAGGUUGUGUGCAGGCAGCUGGGCUGUGGGACAGCGCUAUCAGCCCCUCGGGAGUCAAAAUACGGGGCAGGGGAUGGCAAAAUUUGGCUCAGUGACGUGAACUGCAAAGGGACAGAAGCAAACCUCACUGAAUGCGAGGCGAAGCUGUGGGGAGAGAACAUCUGCAACCACGUGGAAGAUGCCAGCGUGGAGUGCUCAGGAACAGAAAUACCUGAGCCAGGGCCAGUCCGGCUGGUGGGAGGCCCAAACCGAUGUGCUGGGAGGGUUGAGGUGCUUCAUAAGGAGCUCUGGGGCAGCGUGUGCCAUGACGACUGGGAUCUAAAUGAUGCCCAAGUUGUGUGCAAGCAACUGGGCUGUGGGGAUGCAGUGCUGGCCCCCAUUGGAGCCAAGUUUGGACAAGGACGUGACACCAUCUGGCUGGAUGAUGUGAACUGCACAGGGGUGGAAGCCGCUCUCUCUGAGUGCCCAGCGAGGCCAUGGGGGGACCACAAUUGUUACCACAAGGAAGACGCCAGUGCAAUCUGUUCAGAAUCGGGGAUCACCGUCUCCACUUCAGUCCGCCUGGUGGGUGGCCCCAGCCGCUGCUCUGGGAGAGUCGAGGUGCUUCACAAGGACGUCUGGGGGACUGUCUGUGAUGACCACUGGGAUCUACGGGAGGCAAAGGUUGUGUGCAGGCAGCUGGGCUGUGGGACAGCGCUAUCAGCCCCUCGGGAGUCAAAAUACGGGGAAGGGAAGGGCCAGAUCUGGCUGAGCGAUGUGAACUGCACAGGGACAGAAGCGUCCCUCACCGAAUGUGAGACGAAGGCCUGGGGAGACAACAUCUGCAACCACGUGGAAGAUGCGAGCGUGGAGUGCUCAGAGGUGGACGUGCUUGAGGGGGGGCCAGUCCGGCUUGUGGAUGGCCCAAACAAAUGUGCUGGGAGAGUGGAGGUGCUCCACGAGAACCGGUGGGGCAGCAUCUGUGAUGACCACUGGGACAUGAAGGACGCCGAGGUGGUGUGCAAGCAGGUGGGCUGCGGAUCACCGCUGUCAGCGCCGGGAAGCGCCCGCUAUCGUCGAGGGUCGGACAUCAUCUGGCUGGAUGAUGUCGAAUGCAACGGGACGGAAGAGAGCAUCUUCGACUGCCAGGCCAGGCCGUGGGGUGAACACAACUGCUAUCACGGGGAGGACGCCAGCGUUACUUGUACAGUUAACAAGCAACUGGAGAAUCCAGAAGCACCGUGAGUGCCCGACUGGCCCCACUGGCCCAUGCUCAUCUUGCUGCAGAGAGACGUGCCAGCAAGAUUCAGCUGAGGAGACAAAGGGCAGAGAUAUUGCAGAACUACCAGUCUGCCAUAACGGGAUCCGGGGUUUGGCAAAACCAUUCUCUCUCAUCCCUUGAAAGAUCUACAAACUUGGUUAUAACUCCAGUGAUGGAAAACUCAUCUCAACACGCUAUUCCCACUGAAAAGCAAAUAUCACAAAGUAUCAAUAAAGUUCCCCUAAAACUGAGCAUCUGGCUGUCUCAUAAAUUGCUCAUGGGCCUCUGCUGCCUGGAUACAUCCCUGUCAGAGAGCUGUUGGUCCAACAUGAUGAAUAUUUAUGUGAGGAAUGAACAUGAGCGAUAUUUAUACCAAUCAGCACCUCAGAUCUGCAGA